Messenger RNA from Hydractinia symbiolongicarpus, 11010 nucleotides. RefSeq lists its product as uncharacterized. The transcript has 60 exons. Gene Ontology annotation, molecular function: protein binding; protein tyrosine phosphatase activity. Bases 219 to 9767 code for a protein of 3182 amino acids. The record is from RefSeq and is a predicted model, not a curated record. NCBI's taxonomy places the organism in Eukaryota, Metazoa, Cnidaria, Hydrozoa, Anthoathecata, Hydractiniidae. Gene Ontology annotation, biological process: protein dephosphorylation.
AAUUAAGUCUGUGUAUUUCAAGUUUUGUUGAAUUGUUUCUAGAUCUAUUAACAAAGUUUUGUUUAAGGUAUUGGAAAUAUCAAUUUAGCAAAUAGUAGUGUGAUACUAAUAUAUUUUGCCUUAAACUCUGUAUCUUUAUUUUUGUAUAAAAAUGUUAUAAUAUCUUUUUUGUAAAUUGUAGAAAAGUAUGGCUUAGAUUAUGAGAAAAAGAAGCUGUGAUGGUGUAUAUAUCUUUAUUUAUCUUUGCUACAUCUGCUUUUAUAUCAGUGACAGCCUUGAAUGCACCCCGGAAUUUCAUAAAGGAAAGUCAAGGUCAAACAAGCCUUGAAUUUUCUUGGCAACCGCCUGGAGUAACUGUUGACAAGUAUUACAUUGAAUGCUCUAGAAGAAAUCACAAUGAAAUUAUAGCUGCAGAAUUUUCUGGAAAUCUAAAUAGGGGAACUGUGAAUGGACUUGCUGUAUAUAGUACCUACUCUUGCAAGAUAAAAGCUACAUCAACAGGAAAUUGGAGUGCAUCAGUUAUCCAGAAAACAUUAAAAGGAGCACCAUGUUUGCAACCAUUCGGGAUGGAAAACUUUGUAAUACCUGAUGGUCGAUUGACUUCUUCUGUUGCUUCUUCAAGUGAUAUGCAGAUUUCUUCUGUCAGACUAAACAGUCCUUCCAAGUGGUGCAGUAAAAGUGCUUACAUACAGAUUGAUUUGGGAAGAAUUAUGACAAUUACUGGUCUUGCAAUACAAGGUGGUACACAAGGUGUGACAAAUGUGCGUAUAAAGUAUGGUAUAACAGAUCCAAAUGAUUUAGUUGAUCUUAGGCAAGAAAGGAUUGUAAAUAACAAGAAUGUUGAGAGGAACUUUGCAUAUCCUGCAAUUAAUUACACGAAACGACAUUGGUUUGAUCAAGAUGCAUUUACUGUUCGUCAUAUUCGUAUUUAUCCAGUUGUAACAGAUGCUAAUAAAGUUGUGUGUUUGAAAAUUGAAUUGUAUGGAUGUGCUGAGACAUGUUCCUUUUCAUUAAAUUCAAUAUUCAAUCCCAAAAUCAAUGGUACCCAAUUGGUUUUAUCACCAAACAUUUAUUCUUCUCGAUUUUGGUGUUCAUCUGCUCAACACUUCCUGAGAUAUGAGUUUGGCAUGGAAGUUACAUUAACUGGUAUACUUGUUCAGACUCAGAAAACUAAAGCAACACUCAAUUUUAAAGUACGCUAUGGAGAUUCCAUGAAGCCCUUAACAUUUGUUGGAACAAAAACAUCUGCAAAGAUAUUUAUUACAAAUAGUGCAAAUAAUUCAGUAAUAACACAUUGGUUUGACAUUCCACUAAUAUGCAGUGUUAUUGAUAUUAUACCUGAAUCCGGUGAAGGUUGUAUACAGAUUGGUUUUGUUGGCUGUUUAACAAAUUGCAUGAAUAAACUCGGACUUGAAAGUAGAAAGUCAGGAAUUAAAAUAACUGCCUCUAGCACAUUUGAAGAAAAUGGUGAAAUAAUACAUGAUAAUGCUCCAGAAAAUGCUAGAUUAAAUAAUAUUCGAGAUGCCUGGGCAAGAAAAAGGGAUGAUCGAGACAUAUGGCUUCAGGUAUGCUUUAAUAGAACUAAGUACAUUUUUGGAAUUGCUGUUCAAGGUCAAGGUUAUCGCUGGAAUGAUAGGAUUAUGGCUUACAAAAUAAAUUAUGGAUAUAAAAGUAAUGUUUCUUAUGAUUACAAGAUCAAUAAUGAUAAAAAGGUAUUUACAGGGAGCAACAACAGAUACAAAACACAACUGGCUAUUCUUCCAACUAUGUUAAAAGCAAACUGUAUUAGAUUGCAUGAUAUGGAUUGUAAUAAUAAAAAAGAAAAUGGUGAACAGGGAUGUACUGGAAGGUUGGAAAUUAUGGGAUGUAAUGGAGACAAACUUCCUGAUGUUGUUAUGAUGAGGGCAAACAACAGCCUACAAUGUGCUGCAUAUGGGACACAUCCACUUAUACAAUGGAGUUUAAAUGGCGAAGUAGUUACAACUGAUGGAAAUUAUACGAUCACCGAAAUCAGGAAUCACAAUACAAAUGAACUAUAUAAAUCAUUACUCACAUUUAAGAUGGAUAUUGAAGAGUUUUUAUUGAGGUUUGGUGAAUGUGAUAAUCAAGAGAAUGGAAAGUUAAAGUGUACCAAAGAAUAUGCAUGUGCAUAUCAGUAUAUGUCUAAAAGUACUCUCGUUCCUGUGAAGAAAACGUUUAAUCUUACCUGGUCAUUCCAAGCUCCGAAGAAUUUUUCGUCUACUUUUCAGAAUACAACCUCCAUUAAUUUUUCGUGGAUUCUUAAUGAAAAGAAGUACAUAACAAAAUAUAGAAUUCAAUGCUGCAGACUUAAUUGCAGAGAAAUGAUUGUUACAAAUGUGAUACCAAAUACAAGCACGUCUGCCACUGUUAAUGAAUUGACUCCCUAUACCACUUAUGAAUGCAAGGUGCAAGUUUUUACUGUUUCAAGGGUGAUAUGGAGUAGAUCGAUUAUUGUAAGAACAACAAAAGGAGGUCCAUGCAUGCAGCCACUUGGAAUGGAAACUUAUGUAAUACCUGAUGACAGAUUGAAAACAUCUACUCCUUAUUCAAAUAACAUGAAUGUAUCUUUUGCUCGAUUAAAUAGUGCUUUCAAGUGGAGUAGUAGAAAUGCUUACAUACAGAUUGAUUUGGGAAGAAUAAUGACAAUUACCGGUCUUGCAAUACAAGGUAGUACGCAAGGAGUCACAAAUGUGCGUAUAAAGUAUGGUAUAACAGAUCCGAAUGAUUUAGUUGACUUGUGGGAAGAAAAGAUAAUUGAUUAUACGAAAAAAAAAAGGAACUUUGCAUAUCCAGGCAGCAAAAACACAAAACGGCAUUGGUUUUAUCAAAAUGCAUUUACAGCUCGUCAUAUUCUCAUCUACCCAGUUGAGCAAAGCAAAGUUGUGUGCAUAAAAGUUGAAUUAUAUGGAUGUUCAGAGACAUGUUCCUCUUCUAUGAGAUCAGACUUUAAUCCAAAAAUGAAUGAUACCACCACAGUGAUGUCACCAAACUUAUACUCUUCUAAUUCUUGGUGUUCAUCAGCUGGAGAGUUCUUAAGAUAUGAUUUUGGCAUGGAGGUUACAUUGACUGGUAUAUUUGUUCAAGCUAAUGCAACAAAAGCUGUGCAUAAUUUUCAAGUGCGAUUUGGUAAUAAUUUAAAGUCUUUAAGAAUUGUCACAAGGGGAGCAUCUAACAAGACGUUUAUUGCGCAGAGAGAAAAUAAUUCCAUAAUAACACAUUGGUUUGACACUCCAUUAAUAUGCAGCAUUAUUGAUAUCAUCCCUCAACCAAGUGGAGGAUGUAUAAAUAUUGGUUUUACUGGUUGUUUAACAAGUUGCAUGAAUAAACUUGGAGUUGAAAGGAGAAAACCAGGAAUAACUUUAUCUGCUUCUAGUUCGUCUUCAGAUAAUAAUUUGCCAGAUAAAGCUCGAUUGAAUAGUCUUAGAAAUGCAUGGGCAAGAAAAGUUGGUUAUCAAACCAUUUGGCUUCAGGUGUGCUUUAAUGAAACAAAAUACAUUUUUGGAGUUGCUCUGCAAGGUCUUGGUUUUAUAUGGAAUGACAGAAUUGAAACCUACAAAAUAAAAUAUGGUUAUAAACAUGAUUCUGUCAUUUAUGAUUACAAAAUAAAUAGUAUCAAACAUGUAUUCAGAGGGAGCAACAACAGAUACAAAACACAACUUGCUAUUCUUCCAACUAUGUUAAAAGCAAACUGUAUUAGAUUGCAUGAAAUGGAUUGUAAUAAUAAAGUUAAAAAAAAUGGUAUUGUGGAGGAUCAGGGAUGUGGUGGAAGAUUAGAAAUUAUGGGAUGUAAUGAAGAUAAACUUCCUAAUGUUGUGAUAAGGAGGGUAAACAACAGCUUACAAUGUGCAGCAUUUGGUACACAUCCAAAUAUACAAUGGAGUGUGAAUAACAAAAUCAUUACAAAUGAUGGAAAUUAUACAAUUGCUGACAAAAGAAACCAAAAUGCAACUACAAUAUAUAAAUCGUUUCUAAUUUUUAAAAAUAAUAUUGAUCAGUUUUUGCUGAGAUUUGGCAGAUGUAAUAAACAAGCAAACGGGAAUUUCAAGUGUACUAAAGAAUUUGUGUGUGCAUAUCAUUACAUCUUUCAAAACUCCUCUGUUCCUGUCAAGACAUCUUUCAAUCUCACUUGGUCAUAUCAAGAUUUAGCCGUAAAAAAAUUUUCAGUUAUCUCACAGAAUGCAACUUCAAUUUCUUUUUCAUGGAUACCAAUUAAAAAUAUGCACAUAACAAAGUAUGAAAUUCAAUGUUGUCGACAAAAUUGUAGAGAAAUCGUUUUUACGGACAACAUACCAAACACAGCUACGUCUGCUACAGUUUACGAGCUUGCACCCUUUACUACAUACAAGUGCAAGAUGCGGUUUCUUUUAUUAUCACCCAGUACCAGUGGCAAUUGGAGUACCGAAAUUUCAGUUAAAACUUCUCCGGCAGGACCUUGUAUGCAAGCCCUGGGAUUUGAGAAUGGGAUUAUCAAUGAUUUACAAUUCACAUCAUCCAAACCCGAUGGUGGUUUAAAGGCAUCAAAUGCUCGUCUUAACAGUGAUAAAUUUUGGUGCGCAAGUUCAGGCAUAAUUUGGUUAAAGAUUGAUCUUGGUCGAGUUAUGACAGUUACUGGGAUGGCAUUACAAGGAUACUCAUUUGCCAUCCAUCAAGUCUGGUUCAAAUACAGUGUAUCUAGUAUGAACAACACUGAAAUAGUAAAAAUGGAUGAUACCUCGAGUGACACUCGUAGGACGUAUGAUUAUCCACGAAGCAAAUACACAAGACGAUACUGGUUUAAAAACAAAGAGAUAACAUUACGUUAUAUCGAAUUCCAUUUUGUUGGAGAUAACCAAGCCUGUCUAAAGGUUGAAUUGUAUGGAUGUGCUGAAACUUGUUCAUCUCCUGUCUUUCCUGUGCAUUUGAACCUGCCACAAUCUAAACCAUUUUCACAAAUCUGCAGCAAAAACUUAUCAUACAUCCGUUAUCAUUUUGGGAAAAGGGUUACGUUGACAGGACUUAGGUUAAAUAACAACAAUUUUAGUGAUUUUCACAUUAGAUAUGGGCAGUCACCUAAAAACAUGACUGAAAUGGAGAAAAUUAACCAAACAAAGUUGUCGCAGCCUAGAAGUGAUGAUUCAACAUUGAUGUUUUGGUUUAAGGAAGAAAUUAUUUGUAAAGUUAUUGAUAUAGUAACAUCGUCAACAAACGUGUGUGGAGAAAUUCAGUUUAUUGGAUGUGAUAAUGGUUGUAUGCACAAACUUGGUAUAGAAGGUAAUCAUGGUGUUACAAUGAGCUCGUCGUCUGUAUAUAAUAAUGGUGGUGUAGAAGCAGCAAAUGGGCCAAAAAAUAGCGGUCUUAAUAACAUGAUUGGAGAUUGGACAAAAUAUGAAAAUAAAGAUCAUCAACCUUGGAUUCAAGUAUGCUUUGAUUCACAGAAACUCAUUAAUGCUGUUGCAAUACAAGGACAGGGAUAUUACAAUGAUGGAAGAGUUUUAUCAUAUUAUAUAUCAUAUGGAUAUCAAGGAAACAGAACUUUAUAUAAUUAUACUUUGAGCAAUAAUGUUACGAUGUCUAGUGGAGCAACAAGUAGAUAUGGUACAGUAGUAAGAAAAUUUCCCGUUCCAAUAUCUGCUAAAUGUGUUCGUUUGCAUCCAACAUCUUGGAACGAACAUGGUUGCAGCAUGCGUUGGGAAUUGCUUGGCUGUCAUAAAGCUACUCAUCCUAAAGUAGAAGUUCUUAAAUCAGUUGCAAUUGUAAAAAACACCAGUAAAUCAAUCAAGUGUUUUGUUGAAGCUCAACCUGGGUUUCAACAGGAGUGGAAUUUUCCUACAGAAGAUUUAUCUGCUUAUCAUAGCAUGGAUAUAAAUGGAUCUUCCAAUAACGUCAAUGGUACUUACAUCUCCAACUUACAAAUUCAUAGAAACAUGACUGAUUGGAUUAUUAAAAACAAUAUUUCAUGUGACUUUAGUAAUAUCAGUAACACAACAUGUUAUAUAAAUUAUACUUGUGCUGCAUACUACCCUGGUGAUUCAACAAACAAGAGAGAACAAAUUGUGACAGCAAGUUAUAUUGGUUUUAAUGCAACUGUUAGUCCACCAAAUGUAAAUGUCAUAUCUACGAAUACCACAGCCACAAUUACUAUAUCUUUUGGACAAUCAACUGGUGAUUUUCCAACAACUGGGAAUAAAUUAUUGUUUAAAGGAAACACAUCCAAUAUUGGUAGUGCCUCGAAUCAUUUUCUUGACAAACUAGAACCCUAUACAGAUUACGUUAUAACUGUUCUUAGCUACAAUCGGCUAACUGAAUCUGCUAGGAAAAAUGUAUCUUUUAAAACUGCUGAAGGAGUUCCAUCAAUACCUCGAAAUGUUACAUUAAUGCCGAAGUCCAAAGAAGAAAUUUUGGUUUCUUGGCUUCAACCUGAACCUGUUGGUGGAGUUAUCAGUAAAUAUGAGAUAAAAUAUAAAGAAAAAUACAAUUUACAAGCUGUUUUAAAUGUUACAAGCAUUUCAGAGAAUAUGUCUUUCACCAUUAAAAACUUAAGUAAUUUCCAAGAAUAUGAAGUUCAGGUUCGAGCUUACACAAAAGAAAACUUUUUUAUUGGACCAUGGAGUGAUGUUGUAGAAACAAAAACACUGGAAGGAGAGCCCACUGAACCACGAAAUAUCAGUGUUCAAAAGAAAUCACCCACUACAAUUUAUUUAAAUUGGGAAGAACCUUAUCAAAUAAAUGGAAUUAUAAAAGUUUAUAAUAUUACACUCAUUGGUCAAAAGACUUACUACAAAAAAUUUGCUCAUGAUGUCUCAGGCCACACCAAUGCUACGUUUUUAACAGUGAAAGAUUUAUAUCCAGGAACAAAUUAUACAAUUCGUAUACAUGCCACCACUGGUGGUGGAGCAGGCCCAUUGUCCAAAGAACAAAAGUUUGAGACUGAAUAUGAUAGACCAUAUUCUCCAAGCGUGUCUUUGUUUAAAGAUCCAAUGAUAAAGGAGGUGCUUUCUUUGAGUUCGGUGCAACCAUAUACAGGUCCUAUCAGUUCAUAUGAAUUUGCUGUUUCAAGAUCGGAAUGCAUUUUAACUAAAGAAAAUUUCACAUUGAAUCCUGAAGAAGUUGCGCAUAACGUUAAUGUGACCAUUUUUAAAGGAAUAGAAAAUUCUACUAUCCAUGAUAAAACUGUACACAUCCCUUUGAUUGGAAAUUUCAUUUUUUGUUUCCGUGCUGUAGUUACAUCAAAGAAUGGUACUAGGCUACGUGGUAAUUUUUCAAGCAAAAUGAUAGAACGCAGAGAUCUUUUAAAAAUUGAGAAAAAUAAUACAGAGAAGACAGAUACGUCAAUAACAAUUCAAUUAUCAAAAGGUCCAAGUAAUGUUAAGUACUAUCAAAUAAUUGUCGCUGCAGGUAGCAUAACCUCACUUGAUCCAACUAACUUAGAACCAUAUAGCGAAAACAAUAAAAAACUUUAUAUCGCUGCUGAGUUUCCUGCUGAGAAGUUUAGUGAUUAUUCCAAGUUCAAAGUAGGAGAUGGAAAAAUAUACAAUCAGCAAUCUUUUAGAGUGAAGAGAGAUUCGACAUACAGUUUCACAUCAUUCGUAAAUGUAGAAUUGACACGUGGUACUGAGUACUCAAUAUUGCAAAGGGCAUAUUAUGAGGGUGAAAGAUUCUAUUCUACACCUUGGCUAUCAUCUGUUAAAACUAACGGUAAAUCACCGAAAGGUUCUCCAACUGGUGGCGAUUCCUCCAACACAACAACAAUUGCUGUUGUAAGUGUAGUAGUUGUGUGCAUCAUUGUGAUCAUAUUGGCUGCACUUUUUAUUAUCCGAAUUAGACGUCACAACAAUGUUCGAGGAAAAAGGGAACAUCAAGAUUUGUCAAUUCUUAGUGACAGCGAAAGAUCAACUGGAAUGGUAGAAAUGGGUGAAGUCAACCCUAGUGCAGAUAUGGAUGAAAAGGCUUCUGAUACUAUUCUUGACAGAAAACCUCCUACAUCAGUUGAAUUAGAUGCACGUUAUCCACCAGUUAACGUUGUUGAUUUUCCUAUAUACUGGGAGAGAUUAAAAAAGGACAGCCAUGACGCCCUUACGCAAGAAUAUAAGGAUUUGAAUUCUGGGCAGCAAUACAGAUGGACGAUAGCAAACAAGUCGGAACUAAAACCAAAGAACAGAUAUGCUAACAUUGUUGCAUACGACCAUUCUAGAGUGCGUUUAAAGAAACCGUUAGCCGAUGGUAGCGAUUAUAUCAAUGCAUCGCAUAUCCAUGGUUACUCUACACCAAAUAUGUAUAUAGCUUCUCAAGGACCUAAUAAAGCCUCGAUCGUUGAUUUCUGGCAAAUGGUGUGGGAACAAGACGUACCUGUUAUUGUUAUGGCUACAAAUUUGGUGGAAAGAUCAAAGAGAAAAUGUGAGCAGUAUUGGCCAACAUCUGGGACACAGCAAUAUGGUGAUAUUCAAGUGACGCUUACUUUUACUGAUUCCUUCACAGAUGUUGUAGUAAGAUCUUUCUCGUUAAAAAAGGCUGGUUCCAAAGAAAUACGCGAUGUGCAACAGUAUCAUUACAUGAGUUGGCCUGAUCAUGGUGUUCCUGAAUUCCCAUCCAAUAUAAUCAAUUUGCGACAUAAAAUUCGGAAAGAGUACCCUAUUGAGCAAAUGACCAAACCUAUUCUGGUGCAUUGCAGUGCUGGUGUUGGCAGAACUGGUACAUUUAUAUGCAUUGAUUCCAUGUUACAUCUUUCUAAACAGACUAACAAGGUUGACGUGUUCAACUUUGUCAACUUUCUGCGCACAAGAAGGAUUCAUAUGGUGCAGACUGAAGACCAGUACAUGUUUAUUUAUCAUGCACUAUAUGAAGCGUUCAUAUCUGGCAUUACUGAGAUCAAUGCUUCGGAUAUUAAAAUUAAAUACAGAAACCUGCUACGUCCUAAUCAAGAGAACACAAAUAAAUCAGGUUUUCAGCUGCAGUACCAGAGACUUGAGAUAUUGACAGCUCCUCUAGCUGAUGAAGAUUCAAUGUCUGGAAAACGCGACGUAAACAGGGCGAAAAACAGACAUUCGUUUAUCUUACCACGUGACGAUUACAGGGUAAUGUUGACACACACAUCUUAUUACGAGGAAGGUGCCGAAUAUAUAAAUGCAGUUUAUGUAGAUGGUUACAAACAGAAAGACGCCUUUAUUGCAACAAAUCAUCCAUUGCCUGAGACAAUUGGUGACUUCUGGGCAAUGAUUUAUCAAAAGAAAAUCAGUGCAGUGGUCAUGUUAAACAAUUUCUACGAAGAUGAUGAGGGAUAUCCACAGUUAUGGCCAGCGUGUGGUGAAACUGCGACUUACAAAAAUAUAACUGUGCAAAUGCUGUCUGAAGAGAGUGAUUAUAAAGUUGCUACUUUCAAGUUUGCUUUGACGGAUGACAAGGAGGAUUCCGAAGAGGUAGAGUGCAUUAUCUUCCAAUUUUUACUUUGGCCAAACCACGAGGUUCCAUCUGAUGUGGCUGCAAUGGUGAACUUCUUAAGUACAGUGGAGAAGCAUCAAUAUAAAUAUGAAGAGAAUUCGCUCGUUGUCAUGUGCAGUGAUGGUGCAUCUCGCACUGGUACAUUCAUUGCCAUAUCAAUCUUUAUGGAACAAUUAAAACUUGAACAGUUAGUUGAUGUUUUUCAAGCAAUCAAAAAGAUCAGAUCAGUUCGUCCUCAGUUUGUAGGCAACGACAAACAAUACAAAUUUUGUUAUGAUGUUUUGUUGGCAUACAUGGACUCCUUCAGUACAUAUUCCAACUACACAGAUUAAAAUACAUGAUAAAGAAAAAAAGAAUUCCAGCUUUUUUAAACUAUUCACGGAAAGUUAUUAUAAAUUAUUUUUAAAGUACAUACAUAUAUAUAUUUUUAAUUUCAUGAUUUGGUUAAUAUUUUUAUAUAGAUUAUUAUUAGGUUAUUUUGACAAAUUUUGUUUUUGAGCUAUUUUUUACGUUGUAUAUUCAAUUUAACACAUGCACAUGAGCAUAUACUUGAUACACCACAUACACUACGUGCAUACUAUAAAAACAUUCGGAAUUUUGCAACCGUUUAUAAAAAUGUAAAGGUGGAUAAAAUGUACGAAAAGUUGCACCAUUGUUGAAAGUUCAACCAUAAAAAGUAGUAAAUCUACCACGUAAAACACGUAGUAGAUUUAAGGGCGAUGGUUGUUGCGAAUCAGGCUGGGUUUUUUAAGUUUUUAAGAUGUCACUUAAUGAUUUAGAAUUCAUCGCUAUUUCCUUGUCUCUUGCUUCCACUGUUAACUAACAUACGCAGCUGAUUGGUUGUAAAUUGAUGUUGUAUCUACUAUGAUGUUGUAAAUUAUCCUUUUAAAGCGAAUAUGAAAAUGUUUUAAAGUUUUAGAUGGCCAAAAUUAUUAAUACAAGUACAACUGUUCUAAAUAAAACAUUCAAUAUAAUAAUCCUGAAUUGGAUGAAACAAACACGCCUAGAACUAUUUUGGCAGAUCACAUUAAAAAUGUGUUUUGCUUAUAAUCAUUUCGCUUUAAAAAUCUUAUUGCCUUUAAAUUCUGUAAAAUAGUAAUGUUGAAUCUUCACAGUCUUGGUCAAUGAUUCCACUAGAACCUGGAAAUGAACUUUACCUAAAUUUUUACUAAUUGGAUUUUGCAGAACAAGUUGAUUCUCUGCAGUGUAUCACAAAUGGGUAAUAUGAAUUUCAAAUAAUCUGUUUUUAUCCGCUUUAAAAGUAGAACUGAACGAAAAACAUUUGGUAUUGAUCAACCAAUCAGUCCUACUUUUGGUGACAUGACUUUUUUUAUUGUUAUAUCUUUUAUCUUGUAUUUGAUAAUAGAUUAACAUAAAGUACAAAUUUGAAUAUAUAUGAAAUUUUAUAAAUAAAAAGGAGUUAAGUUUGGUAUAUUUUUAAUUUGAAUUUUAGUUAACGUUUUAUGAGAGAUUUAUUAUAAGAAUUUAUAGUUGAUUAAAAAUGAUUUUUAUAUACUAUAUAUUGUCGAAAUAUUAUUUUAGAUUAUUUUAGAUUAAAUAUAUUUUUGUCUGUUA